AUGAUACUCUGUUUGCUGGAAGUCAUUUGGUUUUCUAGCAGGAUUCCGUUCCGACUCACAAGGCCAGGUCAACUCAGCAGUGGUUGCAAAAGAACAUUCCAGAGUUCAUCUGCCUCGGAUGAGCCCUCAGAAAGGCCUGAUCUCAACCCACUAGAUUAUCGGCUUUGGUCCGAACUGGAGAGGGUGGUAUGCCACAGAGAAUUUGGAAAGCUUCAAAAAAUCUCUGUACCGGGCAGUUGA
Nezara viridula (southern green stink bug) is the source of this 240-nucleotide messenger RNA. NCBI's taxonomy places the organism in Eukaryota, Metazoa, Arthropoda, Insecta, Hemiptera, Pentatomidae. The record is from the annotation of a GenBank genome assembly.